AUGCCUGCCAUCGCCCCCGUGGCUCCGCACACAGGAUUUGAGCCCCUUACCCUCCGCGGCCCUACCGGCGGCGACAUCGCGGCCCAUGUGCUAGCCGCCAUCUCUCGAGCAAGCAGCGUAGUCGACACGCAUCAGUCCGCGGCAGUGCCAUCACAGCUCUCGCUCAAGGGCCUCUUGCAGAGCGAAAACGUGCAGAUGGUAUCUAUCCCUCCAAUUUCCAGCCCCCAGGUGGCCAACGUUGUGCUAACUCCGAAUGCCCAGAUUCAGGAGAACCUCGCCGCCCUCGCCCGGUUCGCUGAUCAUCUCCCCCUCGACGUCGAUGCCGCCGCGCCUCGCGUCUCCAACGACGAGCUCCUCAUCAUGGGAAACCUAGUACGGGAUAUCUCCGCUAGCCUGGAGAAGAUUGAGUCGCUGCGCGCCGACGAGGACGAGGUUCUGCCCUUUGUCGCCGACAAGUAUGUGCCGAUGCGGCCCAUGUCGUCGAUCGCGCGGAGAAGGCGCAAGGAGAAGAAGAAACUGAAAAUAGCACACAAGUGCCACAGUUGCAAACGUCUCGACACGCCGCAAUGGCGACCCGGUCCCGACGGCCCUCGCACGCUCUGCAACGUCUGCGGCUUGAUUUACACUAAGAGACAACAGAGACAAGCUGAGCAAGUAAUGCGCCCUUCACGAGACGAGUAA
Molecule: messenger RNA, 681 nt
Organism: Cordyceps fumosorosea ARSEF 2679
Lineage: Eukaryota; Fungi; Ascomycota; Sordariomycetes; Hypocreales; Cordycipitaceae
Product: transcription factor rfeH-Penicillium chrysogenum
Exons: 2
Coding region: 1-681 (226 amino acids)
Biological process (GO): regulation of DNA-templated transcription
Molecular function (GO): zinc ion binding; sequence-specific DNA binding
Source: RefSeq, a predicted model, not a curated record